Entamoeba invadens IP1 is the source of this 5739-nucleotide messenger RNA. RefSeq names its product bap28, putative. The annotation marks the transcript as partial. The transcript has a single exon. Gene Ontology annotation, biological process: maturation of SSU-rRNA from tricistronic rRNA transcript (SSU-rRNA, 5.8S rRNA, LSU-rRNA); positive regulation of transcription by RNA polymerase I. The record is from RefSeq and is a predicted model, not a curated record. Lineage: Eukaryota; Evosea; Mastigamoebida; Endamoebidae. Gene Ontology annotation, cellular component: t-UTP complex; small-subunit processome; 90S preribosome. Gene Ontology annotation, molecular function: snoRNA binding.
AUGAUUACAAUUGCUCAACAACUGAACACUUUUGUUCCAACAGUGUCACCGUCGUUAAUUGUGUCACUGAUAUACGAAAAGAAUCAAGCAGCUAUAAUUGAUCGAUAUACACUGCAACACAACGCAUCAGACGCCUUCGACAAACUCUUUAAAACGCAUGAGAUGUAUGAAGAGUGGAAGAUGUCUUUAUUCUCCGUCGAGUCACAAGAGACAAAUCGAGAUCUUUUGACUGACGCAAAGAACAUCGAAUUAUCGAAGAAGAUUAGAGAAUUCUUACCAUACACUUCUCGACACUUUUUAAACGUCAAUUACGGGCACAUCAUUGAAUAUAUGAUCCGUGUCUAUUCAAUCCAUAUCUUAGACGCAGACGACUUAAUUCUGUCCGUCCUUCCCUAUUACCAAAACGCACUCUUCAUGAAGCUCUUCCAUUUAUGUAAACCAACGAUCUUUGCUAACCUCGUGAAACUCGACAAAAUUAACAAACGAACGUUAGUCGCAAAUCUGACGCAAAACCCUAUGUAUAUUAAUACCCUAGCAACUUACUUCUAUGACCACACUAUACUCUAUAACAAUACUAAAUACACCGCUUUCAUCACUACACUCCUCGUACAAAUUUCUCAACAACAAAUUGUCACAGAGAGCGUCAUGUCUUCGAUAUUAACCGUCGUCUUAAAAUACAUCAAAUCAAAUGCGCCAAAAUUGAUGAUCAUUGCACUCACUGUUAUUGGUCAAAUCCUCUCCGUCCACACACUCCCAAUGAAUAAAUACAUCUCGUUGCUCACAAUAUUGGAGAAGAAGAUCUCACUCUCGUCACCCUCUCAAUUCAUCGCAGUCCUCUGCAUCGCCGCAAAGUACCAACAGAAAUUGGACUCCUUCCCGUUGCCAAUAUUCAAAUUCAUUGCCGCAUCAACAGGAGUCGUCGUGUCGACACUUAUUAACUUGUCGAAGAACAGCUGCGACGUCUCAGACUUCUUCGAGUGUCUCAUUAAGACGUUGAUAGUUGGUGGGAAUAACAAGACGUUACAUGAAGUGGUCUUCCCCUUAGUCAAAAUAUUGAAACUCACUAAGGAGCACAUUAGACUGAUCUUCUCGUAUAUCUGCAAUAAGGCCAAACAAGCAUCUCCCAUCAUUCUAGAUAUUGAAUCAAGACCAAUUAUCACAUUUUUGGACAUCAACCAAACAAAGGACUUUGGCGAAGUAGUUAACGCGUACUUCCAAAAUGCUGACAUCAAUAACGUCAAAAUUGCGAAUGAACUGAAAUCGAUUUUGCCAGCCUCAGUCAAUGUGCCGUUGUAUGAGAAUGGGAGGUAUAUUGGGACUAUUGCUUCUAUAGAGCAGAGCGGUGUAGUGACGAAUGCCGCUAUUAUUCGAAUGUUGAGUAUAUUACAGAAUACUUCAGAUGAAUUGACUGAGAUGAAAGAAUUGAUUUGCUCGUUGUUUGAUACUCCACAGAAGCAUGGGUUCUACAUCUCCGUCUUUGCAGACACCCACUUUGAAAGACUUAAAAAGGUGUUACCACAGACUACCAUACUCAACCACUUAUUGACGUUCUCCGGGAAACUCCCUAUAGAAGUACUUGAAGUUUUAAUGAAGUACAUUUCUUCGUUUGAAAAUGAAGAGAAUGGCACAUUAUGUGAGUUAUUCUUACCCACCAAAGAUACUAUGUACAAUGCUUUAGUGAUAAUUCUGUUGUACCAGAAGUAUAUGACCAAAGGCGUCUUUGUAUUGAAAAAGAAUAAAGAAGAGUUGAUGGGAAGAGUCCAGAAAGUGUUAUCUCAAGGGUCUAUUAAGUUCUCCGAUGUCGAUGCACUGUACUUUGAUAUUGUUAAAGAGAUGAGUGCCAACUUAGAUGUGUCGCGAUUAAGUGACACCCAGAUGAGUGUGAAAAGUGGCCUCUUCAUGAUGUCUGUAUUGAACAUAAAGUACUUACAAACAAAAGAUGAGACAAUUAAGAAUAUGAUGAUCGACUUAUUAACACUGAUUUGUCCUGUUUUCAAUGAUAAAAAAGACUUAUCGAAAGAGAAGUUUGUAUUACAAGAGAGUACCCUUCUCUCACAAGUUUUACUCAGUGAAUUGGAAUUGCCAAAUUUACUUCCAGAAGCUUUAAUGACAUAUGUCGUCCAACUUGCAUCAGAAGACCUUGAAUCGUGUUUGGACUUGUUAUUAGUCUUCCCCUAUGAAUCAGUUCAAACUGUUUAUAACACUACAAAGAUAAAGCCGAAUGAUGUCUUACAUUUGUUGAUAUCGACACCUCAUUUUGCGCCAUAUAUACACGAACACUAUUCUUCAUUGACUCCAGUGGAAGUAUCUACUGUAGUUAGUGUUUACUCCUUAUUCAUUAUGGUGGGUCUGUUACACCCGGAAUUGCAAAAGAGAACUUUUGUCUUUAAACAACUUGAAGCAAUUAUGGAAGUCACGCAGUCACUGAAAAUUACAGAUGUGAAGGUUAAGAUAAGUCUGGCAAUGAUUAACUAUGUCAUCGAAUGCAGAGCGGAGUUCACCGCGUCAAAUGAGUUCUUACCAACAUUCUUCGACUUGUUCUUUAAGAAAAUGACUUCACAAGAAAUCGACACAUUUGUUGCGGGUGCUAUUGAAUUGCUCAAAAAAGACGACAAAAUUGAUUCUGAAUUGAAAUUGAAAAUGAUCGAAACGUUUGGGAUGCGCAACUCGUCGGUCAUCGAAGAGAUCAUCGCGAUGAUUAAAACCCCCGACGAGAUCUAUGAGACCGGCUUCGAACAAAAAGUCCUUCAAAAUGUUAUUGAGAACAUCUUCAGUGAGAUGUACCAAAGCACUUUCUUGAAUGACAAUGUGAAGUACUUGAAGCUGCGAGAUGUCUUUGAAAUGUGUAAUGAAGACAAUUUGGUCUUUGUUGUCUCGUUGAUGGAAGACAAAGUGUUCGACGUCUUCACUGAUCAACAGAAAGACGACUUAUUUUAUGUAUUAAGUCAACACUCUAAAGAGAAGAGAACGACUAUCAUCCAACAAUUCAAUGAAUUGAUCACUAAGAUCCCAUUCAAGUUCAUUAACAAAACAGUCGGGGAUGUCCUCUUAAUGAUUGAGAACGAAGACAAACACAAAAUGGAAGAAGAGAAGACUCCUCAAGAUAAGGAAAUCACUGAAAAGGUCCAGAUCUCCAAUAAUGUGAAGAAUUCCAUGCAGAAGUUGACAUUCAUCAUCGAGUCCUUCUUACGCACGAAAAACCCGAAUAAGGUGGUAGACUUCGCGAAUGACGUGGAAGUGCAGGAGAUGAUAUCUUUAGUCAAAAAUGUUGUUGUUUUGCUUCAAAAGACGAUGAAAAUGAAGCAAGAGAAUCACUACGAGUAUAUGACGAGUGUUGAAAUGGUUGGGUUGACUGCUUUAAUCACACUUUGUGGGAAGUAUCUCAUUUACAGAAACAUGGUUGGUGUUUCACGUACGCCGAGUGCUACAGGGAAGCGUCGCGUAAUAGUUGUGAAGAGUAAGAAAGAUGCUGCCAAGAAUGAAGCAUUAGAAGAAUUAGCUGAUGGUAUAGAUGUGAUGAAAGUAGUAGAUGUCAUCUAUGAAGUCAUUGGGGAGUUUGGUAACACGCCAAAUAUAUACAACAAUGGGAUCACUUUAAUAUCCCAAUUGAUCGCCGUCUUCCCAAAUACCUUUGUUGAGCACUCCGAUCGGUUUGUCCGUGCCAUUUCGAAAGAUGAGAUAGUAGGUAUAGUAGUUCAGAAGUUGAUUCCACAAGUCAUCUUGACUAUUAAAACGACGACUGGAUUACCUGGGAGUGCUGUAGUAGAGUUGUUAAUGAUGAUAGUUGACAACUUCACACAGUUAGCGUAUCACCGACGACUCGAAAUCUUCGUUCACUUAUUCAAAGAGACUAAAAUUGAUAUUGAGCACAUUGCUGGUGUUAUUAUUCUUCUUUUAGAGAAUGAAGGAGAGAGUGUGAUACCAUUUGUUAUGAGUAUUAUGGAAGAGAUGUCGAAUGGGCAAGUCAUCGACAUCUUAUCGAAGUUGAUAGAGUGCGGGACACUCUUAAUAAAAAAGACUGCAGAGAGUGUGUUAAGUGGGUACAUCCACCGCAUUGUGAAGCCGGAAGAUGAUGGGAAGUUAUGUCUAGAAUUAGUCAACAAGCAAAUCACGAAGAAGGAAUUUGUGUUGAAGUGUAUGAAGUGCAAUGAAGACUUAAGUAUCCAACAGAGUUACACUACUCUCUUCAAACAAGUCGUUGAAGGACUGAAUUUGUUUGAUAACGACGAAACAAAUCAAAACACGUCGAACUUGUUACGAGAUAUGGUCGACAACAUCGCCGACUUGUUUAGUAUCACUACACUGAUCCGCGCCGUCAUCUUCUUAAUUAAACAGAGUGGGAUAUGGGUCAAACGGACGGCUUUAAUGAUUUUAAAUCAGAAGUUGACUGAUCUCUCUCCGGAGGACAUGUUAAAGUAUGAAGGCAGUUUCUUAAGUCAAGACAAUGGGUUAAUUCACGUCGUUAUUAAGAUCUUAGAAAACGUCAAUACUUUGAAUGCGUCAAGUGAAGAUAAAGAAGCUGAAAUAGGGACAGUCCAGACUGGGGUCUUAUUACUCGAAAUCUUGUUACGAUUCUAUGGAGCCGCUCAUGUUGAGAUCUUCAGUGAUUUACUCCCUUAUGUCCUCAAUUGUGUCAGACUGACGAAUCCCCUUCGAAAUGUAAAGAUAGUAGCGAGCGCAUUAUUAUGUCUGUCGAUCUACGCCAGUGAAUUGAAAGAAACGUUACUCCCACAACUCCCCGAAUUGGUCCCGAUGUUCUUCGACUUAUUACCAGAAACAGGGGAUGAGGAUAGUGUCAACAGUCUUAUCAAUUCAGUCAUCUCUUGUGUCAUGAUGUUCACUAAAUCCUACAAAAACGUCAUUGCGCCGUACGUCUCGCAGUUUGUAAGUAAGAUUUUGAAUCCUUUAUAUACUACAAACGCAAUGGUUCUUCCAUCUAUAGUGGAGUUAAUGCACGUGAUGUCAUCUUCCUUGGAAUUUAGAUUAAUAGUUCAAAUGGUUUCGACAAACUAUAAAGAGAAACUAUUACAAAAUGACACAUCGUUGUCGGCCAUCUUCACGUUGAUCUCCUCUGGACUGAGUCAGAAAGAAACUAACAUCUCUAAUGUGAGAACUUUGCUCUACAACUUCUUGUUUGAAGUCUUGGACUUAGUCCCGACUCUUGAAAGUCCACUCAAUAUGAAACACUGUGUGACGGAAUUGGUCAACAUGUUCUCCGCGUUAGUUAUGAAACUCAGUGACGACACUUUCAAGCCUUUCUUCAUGAAGUUGAGCGACAACUUUGGCGAAAAGGUCAAGCAGAAGAAGGUCAAUGCGAUGUAUUUGUAUGCCAAAGUCAUCGUUGAGUACUCGAAGACACUGAAGUCCCUCUUUGUGCCUUACUACACCUUCUUCUUAACUAAUUUGGUCAAAAUCCUUGCGGAACUUCCUAUCUCAUUAGCUACAAUGCAACUGCCAGAGUCAAAUGUCGUCAGAGCAAAGAAGUCUGAGAGUGAUAAUAACUCAGAAGUCGUUUUAGAAACAAUCUAUUUGGCGAUCGAAUUACUCCAAGGCUUAUUCUUGAACGAUAAACAGAACUUCGUCGAUACUCAGAAGAUCACCUUGUUAGUCCCAAUCGUCAAUUUAUUGGACUCAAUGCAUAACUGCGUCAUUGAAAGUGAUGACUACUUCGAUGUCGUAUCUAAAAGACUCUCCCCAUGUUUCGUACAAUUCGCUCUCUGUGUCCCUAAUCAAGUCUGU